AUGUUUGGCCAAAUCGUGGUCGGUCCUCCUGGCUCAGGGAAGUCUACCUAUUGCAACGGGAUGCUACAAUUUUUAUCAGCAGUUGGGCGAAAGUGUUGCAUUGUGAAUCUCGAUCCUGCUGCAGAAUAUCAAUCAUACUCUCUGUGUGCUUUGGACAUUCGUGACCUCGCAUCUUCUGAGAAGAUCAUGAGGGAAAAUAAUCUUGGUCCAAAUGGGGCCCUUCUUUAUGCUUUAGAAUGUAUUGAUGGUGCUACAUUAGAUCGCUUUAUUAAUACCGUUGCUAAUUUGAAUAAGGCAGGUAACUAUCUUAUAUUCGAUUGCCCUGGCCAGGUAGAGCUCUUCACCCAUCAACACUCAUUGUUCCGCAUCUUCCACAAACUCGUCUCCAAGUUCGACGCAAGGCUAUGCGUUGUCUCUUUGGUUGACUCGAUCUACUUGACAUCUGCAUCGCAAUACAUUUCUAUUACGCUAUUGUGUCUACGUUCCAUGCUACAACUUGGUUUGCCACAAGUGAAUGUCAUAUCUAAGAUUGAUAAAUUAAAAGAAUACGGGUCUUUAGCAUUACCUCUAGAUUUUUAUGCUGCAGGUGAAGACCUUCAUCUUCUCAACCCCUACAUUGCACUAGAACUGAAAAGCCAAUUAGGGAGAAACUUUACAAGGCUCACUGAGCUUGUUGGCGAAGUUGUGGAGAAUUUUGGUCUCAUAAGGUACGACGUCUUGUCAAUUGAAGAUAAGAGCUCGAUGAUAAAUCUAUUGGAGAAGAUCGAUAAGUCAAAUGGUUAUGUGUUCGGUACAAAUGAAAUCGGUGGUGAUACCGUUUGGCAAGAGGCGGUUCACAAUGGACGUCGCAUCGGUGAUGAGCCUACUCUCCAGGAGCGCUGGAUAGACCAAAAAGAACAUUUUGAUGGUCUACAGUACAAAUAA
Messenger RNA from Candidozyma haemuli, 924 nucleotides. Its product is annotated as putative GTPase. Gene Ontology annotation, cellular component: cytoplasm. The record is from RefSeq and is a predicted model, not a curated record. Bases 1 to 924 code for a protein of 307 amino acids. The transcript has a single exon. Gene Ontology annotation, molecular function: GTPase activity. NCBI's taxonomy places the organism in Eukaryota, Fungi, Ascomycota, Pichiomycetes, Serinales, Metschnikowiaceae.